AUGGGUUUAAAGUUGAGAGACCACCUUGGAAUAUCUUUCUCGGAGAAAAAAGAUGAACAGAAAAUUUGUAAGUACCGUAAUUUUAUUGCACAUGUGAAGAAAACUACGGAAAGCUGAUCAGAGAUCAACUGAAUGGGCUAUUUAUCCUGGAUUUUUUACCGACAGCCUUAAAGGAGCCACUCACGAGCUGAAUGUUUUCAGUCGCCACACUUGAAACAUAAUUCUCACUUACUCUAACUUGAAGUAUUUUCAUAGCUAAGUUUUCCACUUCAUUUAGACGCUAUAUAACAAUCAAAAUAGCUCAUAAUUGCACGGGUGCAAAGUCACUUACUUAUUGAUCUAUGCGUUCUAGCAAUUUUCUUUUUUUUUUUUUUUUUCAGCAAGCGUUCACUUACGCCGGGGGUCUUUAUUUGAUUAUCAUUUUGUUUGUUUGGAUCUCUAUACCCAUUUAUUGGGUCUGUGGGCUAAAACUCGUUUGCACUUAAUUGCUGCUCAAAAGUUAUAAUAUCUAAAAAGUAACCAAGUCAGCUGCCAAGUGUCUUCGGAAAGCGCUGUUGUACCUACAAGUUCUCACCUUCGUUUAUGCUUGUAAGGUAUGUGAAACGCUCUUAUAAAGAUAUUAUUAUAUGUCGAUAUCUGUAAGCGCACACGCCGCUCGUGGCUUCAAGUAGAUUAGUUUUUAAAACCCUACCACGCAAUAUUUUCUGAUGCUAUACAAAACAUGUCGGCAAGGAAAAGUGAUGAGAAAACAACAGAUUUAAAAAAGUGUCAUUUAACCUAAUGCACGGCCUUCACAAAAUAAGAGUAAGUCGGUAUAAAGAUAAAUAAGCCAUUUUAUUAUCCAAAAACCGCCGAGAUACACAACUUAGCCUAAAAAUAAUAGCCGAUCGUUAUCAGAUACGGGCGUAAAACUCAUCAGAAGACACCCUGACGCUGAUUUAAAUAAAGAUAUCAGUUUUAAAUAGGACUAGUUUUUACCCUGAACGGUUGUGGUACCACGUCAGUCGGGGAGUUGACUAAAUCGGCAAUAAAUUGUUCAUGGUAUGAGGAGAGUUAAAUUUCCUUUCAAUCCUGUUUACAAACGCAAGUGCUUUCCAAGUCGUUGGUGGGUUCUUUUUCGAAGUGAAAUGUGUGAGUUCUACACUAAGUACAAAAAAAAGUGUUUUAAUGUGAUUAUGGGCGUAAGUAGCAGAUGGGUCAGUUAUUUAUGGCCACAAAGAAAAAACAAAUUCAAAUCUUCAUUCUUCUUGUAAUUCACGCUCCAUCACCAAGGCAAGAACAAACAUAAUUCAGUAAUGAAAUAAAGCCCCAGCAAGGUAGACUUCUAUCGAUUUUAGCUCCUGUUUUAUUGCAUGGUGCUUUUCCUUCCCGUUACUAUCGUUUCUCUAUCGGGAAUUUGAUCCCGUUAUUUUUGGAAUUUUUAUAUUUAAUAAUAAUGAUAAUAAUAAUAAUAAUAAUAGUAAUAAUAAUAAUAAUAAUAAUAAUAAUAAUAAUAAUAAUAAUGAGAAGAAGAAGAAGAUCUUCCUCAGCCUAUUGACACUCAUCCAUGAGAGGUUGAUCUGGGUAGUUUUUGUUCGGGGGGAGGGGAGGUCAGGGGCAGCUUAUACACCAGGAUGAAGCCAAUAAUUUCCAUCCUUCCAAGUCAUAAAUCGUUGGUUUCUACUUCGUAGACCCAUUCCUCAUGAUGCGUUAGCUACGAAUGGCAGUCUACUUGUAGAGGACCGAGCUUUAAAACAAUCGUGCCUUGUGGUGGUCAUAAAAUAACUUUGUCUAGAUUUAAUCAAAUUGAUAAAAUCCCAUUCGUAAGGGACACUUAACAGGUUUUUUAAGGCGUUACUUCAAUGUUUUAUUACUCAAGACAGCUGGCUCAGUUCUGUUGGAUAUAUUUACGAGGGUCUGGACCAACACCCCCUCCCCACUAGGUCUACCAUUCAAUGAAACCAUCACAUUGUGAACACUGAAAUAAAUAUUAUGGACACAAUUUCCACUUAGUGAGUUAGGAUCAAGGAACUUGUAAAUGGUAAGUGGUAAUUGGUCAUGGUAAAUAGUAAUUUGUUUACCCACGUAGCACUUAGGAAUUCUAAAGUAGUCGUUAAAACAUGUCCAUGCAUUCCAGAUCAACAAACUGAACCCACAUAUGGUAUUCAAUGUCAGGAUUCAAACUCAGGCCACAUUGGUGGGAGGUAAGUGCUCUCACCAUUGCACCACCCUUGCCCUCCUUGCUCCCCUUGUCUGUGUAUCAUAAAAUACUUUUAUGCUGCGUCAGUAGGGAGGAGAAACAAAAUGUUUCACGUUGUGAUAGCACAAUGGUUGAUAAGUGACAAAUAUUGUUCAGGUAUGAAGGUAUGUUAUACUCUUGUUUAGCAUUGAAUAUGGUAUGAUUUUUCAAUCGGUAAAAAAAAAUCUAUUAUUAAAUAAAUGUAUUAUUAGUCCCGGUCACUUAAUGAAAUGCCCCUCCUGUUGUACCUCCGUUGUUUGUGCUUUUUCUGGUUAAACAUUAUUUUGUUGUCCUUUCACUGCAGAGGGCUGGGACAUAGUGAAGGCCCUUAUGAAUCUUAUGCUGAUAAUGAAUGUCCUGCUAGGUCCUUACACAUACUGGCUCAGUCGAGCCCCUUUAAAAAACAUGUCACUGGAUGUUUAA
Messenger RNA from Porites lobata, 2641 nucleotides. The record is from the annotation of a GenBank genome assembly. NCBI's taxonomy places the organism in Eukaryota, Metazoa, Cnidaria, Anthozoa, Scleractinia, Poritidae.